Molecule: messenger RNA, 1282 nt
Organism: Cuscuta campestris
Lineage: Eukaryota; Viridiplantae; Streptophyta; Magnoliopsida; Solanales; Convolvulaceae
Source: the annotation of a GenBank genome assembly
GAUAUUAAGAUCAUACUCACUCAAUGUAUAUUUUCUGUCAUUUUUUUUUAGAAUCGGCUGAAAUCAGUAGGUAUCUAAGUAAAGAUUGGUUGCUGAAUCUGAUUCUAGUUGCCAGAAUCUGAUUUCCAGGCUGUUUGGGGUUCUACACAAUCAAAGUUAAAGUUCAAAGCUGCUUGAAUUUCUUGGCACCAAGAAACCAUAGGAUAGCCACCCUCCUAUAAUAGUGUUCUUCUUUUCUUGUUUUUCUCCCCAUUCAUAGAUAUAAAAUGGUAGAUUGCGAAAUACAUGAAGAAUCUGAGGUGGAUUGGAUCCCGGGCAAUUCACGAAUCGCGGUGGCUUCCGAUGGGAGUUGAUUCAAGUUGCAAUACGACUCCCCGAUAGUUUGCCCUAACAUUUAUUCCUCCUCCCACCCCAAAUCCAUUCAUCCGCCGCUGCUUUCUCAAUCGCCGCCGCCCCCGCCGCCAUGGGUCAGAUUCUCGCCAAAUACGAAGAUCUCUGGCACAAUUUCGGCAAAGAAUGGAGAGAAAAACAAACACGGCAGAUAACCGACACGGUGUUUGAACGGUUCAAGAAGGACUCGGACAGAGUGAAUCUGACUUUUGAAGAUCUCUACAUUUCUGUGCUGCUUAUAUUCAACGAUAUAAACAAACGUUUGCCAGGGCCUCACCUAGACCCUCCUUCAAAAGAACAAGUUAGGGCCUUGAUGAAGAAAUAUGAUUUCAACCUUGACGGGGAGUUGGACCGCGAGGAGUUCAACAAGUUCAUCCUGGAACUAACAAAAGACACGUUCUUCACAAUCAGUCAAAAGUUGACGACUACACUGGCAGUGGCACCAACAGUGGCUUUGCUGACAAAGAAGACAACCGAGGACAUACCCGUGGUUGGGAAGGUGGUGCAGAAGUUGCCCAGUUCGGUCUACGCAUCCCUUGUCACCCUCGCAAUUGUCCUCUUCCAGAAAGCAACUGAAGGCAAGUAAUCAAACACCGGUUCGGUUUCACGACACCCGGCCCUAAGGGCAGUUGAUAAGGUCUUUUUCUCCACUUUGUGGGGGAAAUAAAGGUGCAUUUAAUGCACUUUUAUUUUUCUUUUUGGCAAAAAGGUGCAUUUAUAUGCGAUAUAAACGCACCUGGUUGCCAAGAAAGUCACGAUGAAGGUGCAAUAAAUGUACCUUAUCAACAUCCCUUGGGACCGUUAUUAGCGAAACUGAUAAAAGAUUUAUUCUUUGUAUUGUAAAUGAACUCAACUCGCAGUUCCAAUAACAUUCCCGCAAUUUCUGUGCAUG